AGCCGUAGGUUUUGGGCUCAAUGUCCGGCUCCUCGGCGGAAGGCUCUGCUCAGGCGGCUGGCGGGCCCGAGCCAGAGGGGCGCGUUCGCCCAAGAGCCGAUGUGCCAGCCGGCGCGCAGCUGGCAGCACCGCGGGCAGAGUUGUGCUCCCUACUCCAGCGAGCCGCGGCGAUUGCGGGAGCCGGAGAUGAUGCGCAGGCUGUCUGCGAUCGCCUCCGCCUGGCGGGCGCGGCGGGCGCCGACGAUUUCCUCGGCAUAUCAAUCGAGGAAGCCGAGCUCAUUUGGGCGCCGCUCACGGAGUUGAGCCGGGCGACGCUGUCUGCAUUUCUGGGGCUGUGUGCGGUCAGCGCUUGUCCAGUGCACGCCCGAAGAGUGGGGGCAGAAAGACGAUUUCGUUGCAGGGGCCCGGUUUUUUUUUUUUCCUCCCCCGGGGCGUGCUGUGUGUUUCGGGCGGUCUCCUGGGGCCUCGGGCUCCCCCCCCCGGGUGGUUGUUUGAUUUCGUUAUUCUGCCUCCCAGGAGCCGGCGGCGCCGGCGCGGCCAUUGUCGCGUUGCGCAGCCAGGACAUGGGUCGAUCGCAGGGCAGCGAUCCCCCGGUGCAGAGGCGCAGCCCGCGGCGCGGCACGGUGGCAGCAGCGGCUGCGUUGCGGAUGUGUUCGGCGGCGCGCUCUUCUGGGAGACCGCCGCCGCCGGACAUUCUGGCAGAUGCGAAUGCCGAGCUGGCUCGCGCAGACUGCCCUGUACCCCGUGCUCCAGCGCAGGCGCCUCUGGCGGAGUUGAAGGGGCUGCAGGCUCGCGGGGCCACGGCCGCUGACGCAUCUGACUGGGCAACAUGGGUGGAGUUCUGCGGGUGGAAGGCUAGCGCCAAACAGUAUGCAUCAUCCGUGCGCCCGUACGGCAAGACCGUUGCCUUCUGCGGCGGGGACGCGUGCCCCCCAUCUCAGCAGGUUCUGGACAUGUUUGUGUCGCUGUUUCGGAGCGCGGCGACGAUGGCGCAGUACCUCUCUCAUGUCAGAUGCGUGCUUCGGUGGUUGCAGAGUGAUUUGGGCGCACUGCAAGACACCCAACGAUUGGUCCGUGGAGCCGAGAAAGCGGGAGUGUCCAAGCGGCGAGAGCGUAUCCGCGCGACCGCAGAGGAGACCCGGGCUUUAGCAAGGUGGUGCUCUAGGUCUGGUUUCGCUGACAUCGGUGACUCUUGGAUCGUCUCCCGCCAGUUUUGUCUGCGCUAUGGCGAGGCGUUGAAGCUGGGUUCGCAGGGCGCUCCUGUUCGGCUCAUCCGCGAGCGCGGGCUCCCAGACGAAAUCGAAGUCACUUUCAUGCAGCGUAAGUGCUUCGCUGAGCCCGUUGUGGUUUCGAGGCGGUGCAUUUGUCGUCUCCAGGGCAAAUCCUUGCGCGGGUUUUGCGCAAUUUCUUGUCGUUGCGCGGGGGCCCUUCCGGGCGUGAUCGUCCCGGGUCUUCAGCACAGUGAACCCUUUGCUGUGUUGAAAACGGCUGCCCAGGCCAUCGGGCUGCAGAGCCCGGACGCAUGGGGUACCCAUGCUUUCCGGCGAGGCUGGGCCACGGAAUGCUUGCGUGCCAAUGGUACAUCGGCUUUGUUUUGCUCUGGUGGCUGGCGGGGCGUCACGGCCUUUGCCUACGCGUCUGCGACGGCCCGGAGCACAGUAGAGGCUGCAGAAUUCCUUAUCGACCACUCCGACUCGUCCGCUGGCGAGUGAAAAGAUCCUGCGUGCAAUGGGCGGAGUGACGUCCGCCACACGGUGGACUGUACCCCCUCCUCGUCCUCCCUCCUGUCGGUUGUCGGUCGUCUGUCGGUGGUCGUCUGUCUUCCGUCGGUCCGCCCUUGUCACGCUGGCGGGCGACAGAGCUCUAGCUCUAAUGGAGUGGCGGUGCGCGCAGCUGGUGCCAAGGGCGCCGCUUCCUGUGCGCACUUGUUUCUCCCGCCCUGCCCUCCCUGGGGUUGUUGCGCCCCGCUGGCUGGGCUUCACUGGGGCAUCCCAGAGUAGAGCCAGUCAGUCGCGCGGGUCGUGUCUGCCCAGCGUUCGCGCGGGGGCGCACGCAGUCAGAGGC
Molecule: messenger RNA, 2064 nt
Organism: Prorocentrum cordatum
Lineage: Eukaryota; Dinophyceae; Prorocentrales; Prorocentraceae
Source: the annotation of a GenBank genome assembly